AUGUUUUCCAGAUCUAUUGCUAGACGUGCUUUUUCCUCUACUGCUGCUAACCCAUACAAAGUUACUGUUAUCGGUGCUGGUGGUGGUAUUGGUCAACCAUUAUCUCUAUUAUUGAAAUUGAAUCACAAAGUUACUGAUUUGAGAUUAUACGAUAUCAAAGGUGCACAUGGUGUUGCUACUGAUUUGAGCCACAUUCCAACCAAUUCUACCGUCAAAGGUUUUGGUCCAGAUCAAGCCGAUGGUUUGAAAAAUGCAUUGACCGGUACUGACGUUAUUUUAAUCCCAGCCGGUGUUCCAAGAAAACCAGGUAUGACCAGAGAUGACUUGUUUUCUAUCAAUGCCGGUAUUGUUCGUGACUUGGCCAAAUCUAUUGCUGAUGCUGCUCCAAAGGCUAAGAUUUGUGUCAUUUCUAACCCAGUGAAUUCUACUGUUCCAAUUGUUGCUGAAGUUUUAAAGGAAAAGGGUGUUUUCGAUCCAAAAAAACUUUUCGGUGUUACCACUCUAGAUACAAUCAGAGCUUCCAGAUUUAUUUCUGAAGUUGCCGGUACUAAUCCAACCCAAGAAAAGGUUCCAGUCGUUGGUGGUCAUUCAGGUAUUACCAUUAUUCCAUUGAUCUCUCAAACUACUCAUAAAUUAUUGCCAAAGGAAAAGAGAGAUGCUUUGAUUCACAGAAUCCAAUUUGGUGGUGACGAAGUCGUUAAAGCUAAGAACGGUGCUGGUUCUGCCACUUUGUCAAUGGCCCAAGCUGGUGCCACUUUUGCCAACUUUGUUUUAUCUGGUUUGGAUGGCGAGAAGGAUGUCAUUUCUCCAAGUUAUGUCUAUUCUCCAUUGUACAAGAGUGAAGGUAUUGACUUUUUCUCUUCUCCAAUUACUUUCGGACCAGAAGGUGCUGCAAAGGUUAACCCAAUUGGUGAAAUUUCUGCUGAAGAAGAAGAAUUAUUGGCCAAGGCUAAGGAAACUUUGAAGAAGAACAUUGAAAAGGGUAUUAACUUUGUCAAACAAUCUAAAUUGUAA
Messenger RNA from Saccharomycodes ludwigii, 1014 nucleotides. RefSeq names its product malate dehydrogenase MDH1 (gene MDH1). Gene Ontology annotation, cellular component: cytoplasm; mitochondrion. NCBI's taxonomy places the organism in Eukaryota, Fungi, Ascomycota, Saccharomycetes, Saccharomycodales, Saccharomycodaceae. The transcript has a single exon. The record is from RefSeq and is a predicted model, not a curated record. Gene Ontology annotation, molecular function: L-malate dehydrogenase (NAD+) activity. Gene Ontology annotation, biological process: tricarboxylic acid cycle; malate metabolic process. The coding region runs from base 1 to 1014 and encodes 337 amino acids.